AUGGCUGGACGCGGACGCGGGCGGGCGAACACACUGCCUGCGUGGAUGACCAAGCAGGGCCUGAGCGCGCCGCCGCCUGCCGCUGCCCCUUCUGCCCCACCAGCGGCGCUGUCUCCGCCGCGCAACGGCCAGUUCGACGACGCGCCUGAGCGGGCGCCGCGAGUGCCCGAGCGCAGGCCUCGGGACGACUUUGGCUCUGACCGGAAACGCUCUCGGGACCGCUACGCGGACCGCACCAGCAGCAGCGACGUCAGAGGACGACCGUCGGCCUCUCGUGCUGCGCGGUCGCGCUCCCGCUCCCGGUCGCGGGACCGGGCGAGCGGACAGGAGCGCUCGAGCCGUCGCAGCGCCUCCCGAAGCGAUCGACGUCGGGACGAGUCGUAUCGACGGGGGGCGUCCCCCCGUGGACGCUCGCGGUCUCGUGACCGCCGAGACGAUCGCAGUGGCUCUCGUCGUGGAGGCAGCGAGCGCUACGACGACAGGGGGUACGCAGGGGGUACUUCACGUGGAUCUAGAGCCGACGCGUCCCGUCGGAACGACGACCGUGUCCUGCGUCGUGACGACGAAGCGAUGGAGCGUGGCUACCGUCGCCAGUCGUCCAAUGGACACGACGACCGCACGUCCCGUCGGUACGCAUCGGACUAUCGACCGUAG
Messenger RNA from Hyaloperonospora brassicae, 654 nucleotides. NCBI's taxonomy places the organism in Eukaryota, Oomycota, Peronosporomycetes, Peronosporales, Peronosporaceae. The record is from the annotation of a GenBank genome assembly.